Fundulus heteroclitus (mummichog) is the source of this 2750-nucleotide messenger RNA. RefSeq names its product gastrula zinc finger protein XlCGF26.1-like. The record is from RefSeq and is a predicted model, not a curated record. NCBI's taxonomy places the organism in Eukaryota, Metazoa, Chordata, Actinopteri, Cyprinodontiformes, Fundulidae. Gene Ontology annotation, molecular function: DNA-binding transcription factor activity, RNA polymerase II-specific; RNA polymerase II transcription regulatory region sequence-specific DNA binding. Gene Ontology annotation, cellular component: nucleus. The transcript is spliced from 2 exons. The coding region runs from base 244 to 2181 and encodes 645 amino acids. Gene Ontology annotation, biological process: regulation of transcription by RNA polymerase II.
ACUUCUUAUCGGGAUUGGUUGGUCCGGCCCUGUUUCUCCGGAAGAAUGGCGGCAGCGGGCUCGUCGUCGUUCGUGUUUUGUUGGGUUUUUGUCCACGGAGCAGCAGCGGGAGAGUUAAUAAAGCUGGAAGAUAGAAAGAGCAGCAGUUGGUGAACUGUGGAAAGAAGAGAAACGGCUUGAAGCUCAGCUGGAACUGCUCAGGAAGUGUUAAAGGAAAGUUUGGAGAGAGAAAAGCUAGCAGAGAUGUGGAGACAGCAGGUCAAGCAGCGACUGGAUGCAGCAGAGGAGCAGAGACACCACAUCCUGGAUGCUGCUUUCAGCCCCCAACAUCUGCUGCACACAUCAGAUGUUCAGCAGAUGCUGCUGGUUAAAGAAGAGGCUCCUGAAGAACAGAGUCCUGGUGAGGACCAGAGUGACCUGGAGCUUCUCCACAUAAAGGAGGAGCAGGAGGACCUCUGGAGCAGUCAGCAGGGAGAUCAGCCCAGUGUGAAGGAGGAGACUGAUCCCACUGGCUCUCCAGUCAUUGCUGUUCUCAUCAAGAGGGAAGAUGGUGAAGAGAAACCUCUGUUCUCUGAACUUCACCAAACAGACAACAGAGACGUUGCAACCAGCAGCUCAGCUGAGCAGAUGAAAGCAGAACCUGAUGAAGAAGACUAUGGAGGAGUAGAAUCCAGCAGAGAGCCAGAUCUAAACACUCCUGGAGACACUUGUAACCCUUCAGAAACUCACCACAGUGGGAAUGAAGAUGAAGGGGAUGACGUAGACCAUGUUGGAUCUGAAACUGAGGACAGUGAGGAUGACAGGAAGCAGAGCAGGACUCCUUUCGAGUCAGAUGGGAAAAAAUCUAUCAGAUGUUCUGGAUGUAGCCAACAAUUUAGAAACAGGUGCUCUCUUCAGAAACCCAUGAUGGAUCGUUCGUCAGUAAUUUCUUCAUAUUUUGACCCACUGAGGAAAGUUCAGAAAGAACUCGGGUGUUUUAGUUGUUCUGACUGUGGUAGAAGUUUUAAAAGGAAAAGUUAUCUUGAAAAACACAAACGAAUCCACACAGGAGAGAAACCAUUUGGAUGUGAUCUUUGUGAACAAAGAUUUAUAGAUACUUCUAAUUUAACCACUCACAAAAGAAUCCACAAUGAUGAAAAACCAUUUGGUUGUGAUGGCUGUGAACAAAGAUUUCGAUUCAAGUCAAAUUUAAACAGACACAUGAGGAUCCACUCUGGAGAAAGACCGUUUUGCUGUGAUGUUUGUGGAAAAACAUUUCGAUUUGACUCAAAUUUAAAUCGGCACAUGAAAAGCCACAUAAACAGGCAGUUGAGGAUUCACACUGGACAUAGACCCUUUGGGUGUGAUGUUUGUGGACAAAGGUUUAGUCAAAAAGCACAUGUGAAUCGACAUAUGAAAAUCCAUGCAGAUAACAAAGCUCUUGGUUGUGAAUAUUGUGGAGAACAAUUUAGAUCCAAGUCAUCUUUCAAUGACCACAUGAAAGUCCACACUGGGAGCAAACCAUUUAGUUGUGAUGUUUGUGGACUAAAAUUUAGAUUUAGAUCAGCUUUACAGAUCCAUGCGACAGUACACACUGGAGACAAACCUUUUGGUUGUGAAGUUUGUGGACGGAAAUUUAGAUUGAAGUUAACUCUAAACAGACACAUGAGAGUCCACACAGUAGACAAGCCAUGCAGUUGUGAUGUUUGUGGACAAAGGUUUAAAUGCAAGUCAAACUUAAACAAACACAAAAAGAUUCACACAAAAGACAAACCACAUGGGUGUGAUCAUUGUGGACAAAAAUUCAGAUUUAAGUCAACUUUAAACAAGCACAGGAUUAUGCACACAGGACACAAACCUUUCAAUUGUGAUCAUUGUGGACAAAGAUUUUUGAAUAAGUCGACUUUUAGAAAACAUCUGAGAAGCCACCUGGGAGAAAAACCAUAUGUUUGUGUUUUUUGUGGGAAAAGAUUUAGCCAGAGGAUAUUUCUAAAACGACACACACGAGUCCACACAGGAGAGAAACCCUUUUCGUGUGAUGUUUGUGGAAGGAGAUUUACCCGAAAGGGUACAUUAAACAGUCACAUGAUAAACCACACAGGAGAAAAACCAUUUGGUUGUGAUGUUUGUGGAAAAAAAUUUAACCAAAAGUCAAAUUUAAACCGUCACAUCAGAAUUCACUCUAGAGGAGAAACUGCUUAAAUGUAAGAUAACUUUUUUUGUAAACCAUGAUUGUCUCAAACUAUUUAAAGUUUUCUCAUGGGAUGAACUCGUUUGCAGUAAGAUUCAUAUGUUCUUUGUUAAAAUAUCUAAUCAGACUCCUAGCGGAAAGUUUCAGGUUUUAUGUUGGAAACACUACAAACAGAAAGGGAAUCGUGUGGCUGCUGCACUCACAAAAGGUUGUUGAAAGAAAAAUACAUUUUGUGUUGCAUAUUUGUUUCUAAUGGAAGUGUUUUGUAAAAAACAGCAAGUUCUGAUAAAAAAAAUGGUCAUUAUUCUAAGCAGCACAGUUUAAGUUUCUACCCAAGUAUUAGCUUGAUUUGAGAUAAGUUAUUUUUUAGGUCAAUAUGCGUAUCAAUGCUUUGUGUACCUUGCCUAUGUAAGUUGAGAGAGUCGGAUUUGUUGCUGAAUGUGUUCACAACAGUUAUUUACUCCCUACUCUAACCUUUCAUUAAAUGACUGCAUUACAUUUAGUUCUGCUCAUUAGGUUGUAAACAAAUUUUUCCAUUUUAGUCAAUAAAUGGUCAUUUUUCAAAUCUUCAUGAAAUGCU